This is a messenger RNA of Hirsutella rhossiliensis, 7107 nucleotides long. RefSeq names its product starter unit:ACP transacylase in aflatoxin biosynthesis domain-containing protein. The transcript has 4 exons. The record is from RefSeq and is a predicted model, not a curated record. Gene Ontology annotation, biological process: secondary metabolite biosynthetic process; fatty acid biosynthetic process. Gene Ontology annotation, molecular function: 3-oxoacyl-[acyl-carrier-protein] synthase activity; fatty acid synthase activity. The coding region runs from base 1 to 7107 and encodes 2368 amino acids. NCBI's taxonomy places the organism in Eukaryota, Fungi, Ascomycota, Sordariomycetes, Hypocreales, Ophiocordycipitaceae.
AUGGCCGCCGCUAGCAACAUGAAGCUCUACCUCUUCGGUGACCAGACAUUCGACGUCCAGCCCCAGCUCAAGGCCCUGCUCCGGCAGAGGAACAACCCCGUGCUGGAGGAGUUCCUGGCCAAGGCAUACGAGGCGCUGCGAGGCGAGAUUUACGAGCUGCCUUACGAGGCGCGACAGAGUGUGCCGCGCUUGACGAGCCUCGAUGACUUGGCCUCGUGGAACGAAGGCGAGAAGCGAUCCAUCGCUCUCGACAUGGCGGUGACGUGCAUCUUCCAGCUGGCCACGUUUAUCGUCCAAGCCAAGAACGGCAGGGUCGGUGGCGACGAGGCUCGCGUCGUCGGCAUCUGCACAGGCGCACUGGCCGCGGCAGCUGUCAGCUGCAGCGACAACCUGCUGGAGCUUGUGCCGCUGGGCGUGGCCGCUGUCAAGGCCGCGUUCCGCGUCGGCAAGCAGGUGGCGGACGCCGGGCAGCGCAUUGCGCCCCGGGCCGACUCGAAGGACCAGAGCUGGUCCAUGCUUGUGGCGGGCGCAUCGUCGGAAGCGGCGGUGCGCGACUUCUGCGAGCAGUCGUCGCUCCCCAUCACGAGCCAGCCCUACGUCACCGCCUACUCGCCCAGCGGCAUCGCCGUCGGCGGGCCGCCACAGACGCUGGCCCAGCUGGCGGGCUCGCCCGGCUUCCAGGGCGUGCGCUCGCGCGCCGUCCCCGUCUACGGGCCCUACCACGCGCCGCACCUGUACUCGCAGCUCGACGUCGCCGCCAUCGUCGACGGCCUCGCCCCCGCCGGCGACGCCCACGAGCGCGUGCCGCUGCUGGCCAGCACGUCGGCCGCGACUCCCGCCAGGCCCCGGGCCUUUGACGCCCUGCUCGAGGCCGCCGUGGCCCAGAUCCUGCUGCAACCCAUCCGCUGGGCCGCCGUCCUCGACUCUCUCCAGCAGAGCCUGCGCGAGGCCCAGCCCGCGUCCUUUGCCGUCGUGCCGCUGGCCACGACAGCCGACCAGCUCGUGUACGAGGCGCUGCAGCAGACGCCCCUGCGCUCGCUGGUGCCCUCGUCGCUGCCGCCGCGGCCGCAGCAGCAGCAGACGCGCAGCAGCGGCAACGCCAGCAAGUCCAAGCUGGCCAUCAUCGGCAUGUCUGGUCGCUUCCCCAGCGCCAGUGGCAACGAUGCCUUCUGGGAGCUGCUCCACCAGGGCCUCGACGUGCACAAGACGGUGCCGGCCAAGCACUGGGACGUGCGGACGCACGUGGACCCGACGGGCAAGGCCAAGAACACGAGCAGGACGCCCUUUGGUUGCUGGAUCGACGAGCCAGGCCAUUUCGACGCCCGCUUUUUCAACAUCUCGCCCCGCGAGGCGCCACAGAUCGACCCGUCCCAGCGGCUCGCGCUCAUGACGGCCUAUGAGGCGCUUGAGCAGGCCGGUAUCGUGCCGGAUGCCACUCCGUCGACUCGUCGUGACCGCGUUGGCGUUUUCUAUGGCGUCACAAGCGACGAUUGGCGCGAGACAAACGCCGCGCAGAAUAUCGACACAUAUCUCAUCCCUGGUGGCAACCGCGCAUUCAUCCCCGGGCGAAUCAACUAUUACUUCAAAUUCAGUGGGCCAAGCUAUGUUGUUGAUACGGCCUGCUCGUCGAGUCUUGCGGGCAUCCAUUUGGCCUGCAACUCGCUCUGGAACGGCGACGUCGAUAUGGCUAUCGCGGGCGGGACAAACGUCCUGACGAACCCGGACCUGUUCGCUGGCCUCGACCGCGGCCACUUCCUCUCGCGGACGGGCAACUGCAAGACGUUUGACGAUGGCGCUGAUGGCUAUUGCCGCGGCGAAGGCGCCGCUACCGUCCUCCUCAAGCGCCUGGACGACGCCCUGGCCGAUGGCGACCCGAUCCUGGCCACCGUCUUGAGCACCUCUACCAACCACUCGGCCGAGUCUGAGUCUAUUACUCGCCCAAGCGAAGGGGCUCAGCGCGCCAUCUUCAAGAAGAUCCUCAACCAGGGCGGCAUCGACCCGUACUCGGUCGGCUAUAUCGAGAUGCAUGGCACCGGCACCCAGGCCGGCGAUGCGAGCGAGAUGUCGAGCGUCCUUGGAACCUUCGCCCCGGCCGGCGCCCCCCGCCCCCGAGGCCCGGACGAGGCGCUCUACCUCGGCUCCGUCAAGGCCAACAUCGGCCAUGGCGAGUCGGCGUCGGGCGUGUGCAGCCUGGUCAAGGUCCUGCUCAUGCUCAAGAAGGAUACCAUCGUCCCGCACUGCGGCAUCAAAACGCGUAUUAAUCAGAAGUUCCCUACCGACCUGGCCGCCCGCAACGUCAACAUCGCCAUGGAGCCGACCCGCUGGGCCCGCACCUCGGCGCCGCGCCGGGCGCUCAUCAACAACUUCAGCGCCGCCGGCGGCAACACGGCCCUCCUGCUCGAGGACGCGCCCGCCCGUCCGGAGACGCCGGCCGGGCCUGCCGACCCGCGCGGCCCGCACCUCGUCGCCUGCUCGGCCAAGAGCGUCGUCUCGCUCCAGGGCAACCUGCGCGCCCUGCAGGCCUUGCUCCGCGCCAGCCCGGACAUGGCUCUGGGCCAGCUGUCGUACACCACGACGGCCCGCCGAAUCCACUACAAACACCGCGUCAUGCUGGCCGCCACGUCCAUCAACGACGUGUGCGCCCAGAUCGACGCCGCCCUGCGCGACAGCGCCGGCACGACGGCGGUCAAGACCGUGCCCCGUCUUCUCUUCACCUAUACCGGCCAGGGCGCCCAGUACCCCGGCAUGGGCCGCCAGCUGUUCGAGCACCUGAGUUUCUUUCGCCGCGAGAUCUCCCUUCUCGACCAGAUGGCCCAGAACCUCGGCUUCCCCGCCUUCCUGCCCUUCAUCACGGCGCCCGACGGCCAGGAUAUGGCUGCCUUCUCGCCGACGACUAUCCAGCUGGCUGCCGUCUGCAUGCAGAUUGCCCUGACGAAGCUAUGGUCGUCGUGGAACGUGACGCCUGCCGCCGUUGUCGGUCAUAGCCUGGGCGAAUACGCUGCUCUCAACGCCGCCGGCGUGCUGUCUGACGCCGAUGCCGUCUAUCUCGUCGGCCGCCGUGCCCAGCUCCUCGAGGCCAAGUGCACGCGUGAUACGCACGCUAUGCUCGUCGUCAGGGGCUCGACCGACGAGAUUGCCCGCGCCCUCGACGGCCGCUUCAGCUACGAGACGGCCUGCAUCAACUCGCCGGUGGAGACGGUCCUGGCCGGGACCAGCGGCCAGGUGGCAGACCUCGCCGCCGCCCUUGGCGAGGCCGGCUUCAAGACGACGAUGCUUUGCGUCCCCUAUGCCUUCCACUCGUCCCAGGUCGAGCCCAUCAUGGACGACUUCAAGUCCGCCGCCAGCGGCGUCACUUACUCGACCGCCCGCGUUCCUGUCUUGUGCCCGCUCGACGGCUCCGUCAUCGCCGAGGGCAGCGCCGGCGACUUUGGCGCCGACUAUCUGGCCCGCCACCUGCGCCAGCCCGUCAACAUGCAGCAGGCACUCCUCACCGCCCGGAGCAGCGGCCUCGUGACGGAUCACACGUCAGCGCUCGAGCUCGGCCCGCACCCGGCCGUCGGCGGCAUGGUCCGGGCCGUGCUCGGCCAGAAGGUGACGACGCUGGCGACAUUGCAGCGCGGCCGCCCGGCCUGGGAGACGCUGGCCGCGACGCUCAAGGCCCUCUACACCGCCGGCGCCGAGAUCCGCUGGCCCGGAUACCACCGCGACUUUACCGCCUCGCACGUCGUGUUGCCCCUGAACGCCUAUAGCUGGGACCUCAAGGACUACUGGAUCCAGUACGUCAACGACUGGACGCUGCGCAAGGGUGACCCGCCCCUAAUCCUGCCUGGAUCGUCAUCGAGCCCUGUGGACGGCCUCACCAGUACCACGAUCCACCGCAUCGUCGAGGAGUCGGGCUCCGCAACGAGCGGCCAGAUGGUGGUCGAGGCCGACAUAGCCCGUGAGGACCUCAGCCCCCUCGUCCAGGGCCACGAGGUCGACGGCGUCCCGCUCUGCACGCCCUCUGUCUACGCCGACAUGGCCCUUAGUCUCGGCCGCCAUCUGGCGCAGACCUACAGCCUGGGCCAGGCCGCCGGCGUCAUCGACGUCUGCGACCUGACCAUCUGCAAGGCUCUGAUCCUGUCCGCCGGCACCACCAAGCAGCUGCUGCAGGCCCACGUCAGCUGGGCCGCCGGCAAGGCGGACAUCAAGUUCAUGUCCUUUGACAACAAGCAGCGCCUGCAGGAGCACGCCCGCUGCGCCGUCCGCUUCCCCGAUGGCGGCCUCCAGAAGCAGCUGCAGGCCAAAUUGGCCACUACCAAGCAGAACAUGAAGACGCUGCGCGAUGGCCUCGCGUCUGGCAAGACGGCCCGCUUCAAUCGGCCAAUGUUCUACCGCGCUCUCCGCCCGCUGGCCCGCUUCCACGAGGACUAUCGCGCUGUCGAUGAGGUUCUUCUCGAUAGCGAUACGCUUCAGGCAUCCAGUCGCCUCAGCUUUAAUACCGUCAAGAAGGACGGCCACUUCCAUACCCAUCCGGCUAUUAUCGACGCUCUUACCCAAGCCAGCGGCUUUUCUGUCAACUGCAAUGAUAACAAUGACCUCGAUGUGGAAGUCUUUAUCAAUCACGGUUGGGGCUCAUUCCAGACCUUUAAGCCGAUUGACUUCAAUAAGGUCUAUACUACCUAUACUCAUAUGAAAGAGGGGGCCGAUAAGCUAUGGAAAGGUGACAUCGUUGUCUGCGAUGGCGAUGAGGUUGUCGCUGCCUUUGGCCAGCUUGCGAUGCAAGGCGUCCCUCGCAAAGUCCUGAGGGUGAUCCUGUCUAUCGAGAGCGGCGAAAAGACUCGGAAGCAGCAGCCGCAGCAGGUCGAGAAGCCUCGGAAGCAGCAACAGCAGAAGCCUGCCGCCCCUCCGGCCAGCAACCCUCGACAGGCGGCAGCCGAGCCUACCGGCGUCAACCCCUCCAGUCUGGCCAAGGCGCUUCAGAUCAUCUCCGAGGAGAGCGGGCUCGGCCUCGAGGAGCUUGGUGACGGAGUUGCCUGGGGCGACGUCGGCAUCGAUUCCCUUCUCGGCCUGAGUAUUUCGGCCCGCUUUAAGAACGAGCUUGACAUAGACCUCGAUUUUAACGCCUUCUUUUACGAGUACCCCCUCAUCGGCGACCUCAAGACCUUCUUUAACGGCCAGACCGCUACCUCGACCCCGCCCUCUUCCGACAGCGAGGCCAGUAGGUCCGUAUCGAGGACCUCGAGCGUCACCGACGUCACCAUGCUCGAGAGCCCCUUCCCCGAGGUCGACUUCAAGCGCGCCCUUACCAUUAUCUCAGAGGAGAGCGGCUUGGAAUUAGAAGACCUAACCGACGAUACCAACUUUGCCGACUCAGGCGUUGAUUCCUUGUUAUCCCUUGUCAUCGUCAGCCGCUUCCGGAGCGAGCUCGGCCUCGAUAUUCAGCAUGAGUCGCUCUUCCUCGAGUGCUCGACCGUCGCCGACAUUAAGAAGCUGCUGGCCCCAGACUCGGAGGUUAAACAGGAGAAGAAGCCUGCUAUCGCCGAGGCUGCCAUAGACCAGAGCUUCUCCGAUGUCGACUUCAAACGCGCCCUUGCCAUUAUCUCCGAGGAGAGCGGCUUGGGAUUAGAAGACCUAACCGACGAUACCAACUUUGCCGACUCGGGCGUUGAUUCCUUGCUAUCCCUUGUCAUCGUCAGCCGCUUCCGGAGCGAGCUUGACCUCGAUAUUCAGCAUGAGUCGCUCUUCCUCGAGUGCUCGACUGUUGCCGACAUCAAGAAGCUGCUGGCCCCAGACUCGAAUGUUGAGGAGGAACAGCCUGCCAUCGCCGAGGCCACCAAGGAGCAGAGCCAGCAGACGGUCAAAGCCGACCAUGAGAAGGACACGGCUGCGCGCGCAGCCCGCAAGGCGGCCGUCGACGAGCUCGUGGCCAAGCAUGUCGCCGACUUCUCUGGCCCGACGUCGUCGCCCCAGCGCGCUGACAGCGGCAAGGUCGUCCUGGUCACGGGUGCCUCGGGCAACCUAGGCUGCUACCUGGUCACGCAUAUCGCGCAGCUGGCCGAUGUCGAAGCCGUCGUCUGCCUCAACCGCAAAAACCGCAGUGAGGCUAACGAGCGUCAGGACAAGGCCAUGACAACCAGAGGCAUUCGUCUCCCCGAGGCGCUCAAGCAUAAGCUACAGGUCUAUCAGACAGAUUCGGCCAAGCCUCGACUUGGCCUCUCGGAGAGCGACUACGAGCACCUGGCCGGCUCCGUUACGCACCUGGUGCAUAACGCAUGGCCUAUGAGCGUCAAGCGGCCCCUCGCCGGCUUUGAGUCGCAGUUUCAGGUGAUGCGCAACCUUAUCGACCUAGCCCGCGAUGCCGCCUCGCGCCGCCCGGAGUCGUUCAAGUUUAGCUUCCAGCUGGUGUCGUCUAUUAGCGUUGUCGGCCAUUACGGCACAGCUGGGCACAGCGGCAGCAUUAGCGACAGGAUUACAGUGCCCGAGCAGCGGAUGAAUAUCGACGCAGUACUGCCUACUGGCUAUAGCGACGCUAAGUGGGGAUGCGAGCGCAUGCUCGACGAGACGCUACACCAGUAUCCUAACCGCUUCCGUCCUAUGGUCGUCCGCCUAGGUCAGAUCGCCGGGUCCAGGGCGAGCGGAUAUUGGAAUACCGCGGAGCACUUCCCCUUCCUCAUCAAAUCGUCGCAAACGCUUCAAGCGCUGCCCAACGUUGACGGUACCGUCUUCUGGACGCCUGUUGACGACGUUGCCGGUACGCUCUCGGACCUAGUCGUAUCGGAUCGCAAGCCUCACGACUUUUACCACAUCGAUAACCCCGUCGGCCAAGAGUGGCGCGGGACAAGCGCUAUCCUCGCCGACGCGCUCAAUAUUCCCAAGUCGAACCUUAUCCCCUUCCAUGAAUGGGUUGAGCGCGUCCGCCGGGCCCCCGCUCACAACAAUCCGGCCUCGGCCCUGGUCGACUUCCUCGAUAGCAACUACUUGCGCAUGUCGUGUGGCGGCCUUGUCCUGGGCGUUGAGAAUGCACUUGAGCACUCCAAGACGCUCUCUUCGACCGGGCCUGUCAGCGAGGAGGUGAUUCGCAGCUAUAUUCACUCCUGGAAAUCGCUUGGCUUCCUGACCUCCUAG